GGAGAGGGCUGGGGAAGUGACACUCACGCAGAGCCCUGUAACACACCAAUCCCUCUAUCUGCAGUGAACAAGAAGAAAAAGAGAAGGAAGAAAUGUCUGUGGAUAAAUCUCACCAACUGCAAAUAUGAGAGUGUGCACCGUGCUGCUCGCAGAUAUGGGUUACGAGAGGCUGCAGAGGGAGAAGACUGGACCCUGUUUUGGACAGACUGCUCUGUCUCACUAGAUAGGGUCAUGGAUAUGAAGCGCUACCAGAAAAUCAACCAUUUUCCUGGCAUGAAUGAAAUCUGCAGGAAGGACUUGCUUGCACGAAACAUGAACCGUAUGUUGAAACUCUUUCCAAAGGACUACAACAUUUUUCCUCGCACAUGGUGCCUCCCUGCAGAUUAUAGUGAUUUCCAAGCUUAUAACAGAGCCAAAAAGCACAAGACUUACAUCUGCAAGCCAGACUCAGGUUGCCAAGGCCGUGGUAUCUAUCUAACCAAGUCAAGCAAGGACAUUCGGCCAGGAGAAGACAUGAUCUGCCAGGUGUACAUAUCCAAGCCUUUCAUCAUUGAAGGAUUCAAGUUUGACCUGCGCAUAUAUGUGCUAGUGACCAGCUGUGACCCCUUCCGUGUCUUCAUGUACAAUGAGGGACUAGUUCGUUUCUGCACCACUCAAUACAAUGAGCCAACUGGCAGCAAUUUGGAAGAUGUUUGCAUGCACUUAACCAACUAUGCCAUCAAUAAGCAUAGUGAAAACUUUGUACGAGACGAAGACACAGGUAGCAAACGGAAACUCUCCAGCUUCAAGAAGCACAUGGAAACCAUGAGCUAUGAUGCAGAGAAGAUGUGGGCAGACAUUGAGGAUGUCAUUAUUAAGACACUAAUAUCAGCUCACCCCAUUCUCAAACACAAUUACCACACCUGCUUCCCCAACCAUGCAUCUGGCAGCGCCUGCUUUGAGAUCCUGGGCUUCGAUGUGCUACUGGACCAUCGGCUUAAACCUUGGCUUCUUGAGGUCAACCAUUCCCCCAGCUUCACCACAGACUCCCGUUUGGACCGGGAAGUGAAGGAUGGCCUGCUGUAUGACACUUUAGUGUUGAUUAACCUGGGGGCCUGUGACCGCAGGAAAAUCACAGAGGAGGAGAGGCGUCGGGUAAAAGAGAGACUCCAGCAGAACCGCUCUAGAGAGGCCAGGAGUGAGGAGCUUCGCCAGUCACAGGCUGCUAGUAUGGAGCAGAUGCAGAGAUAUGAGGCAAAACAUAUGGGUGGAUUCCGACGGAUCUUCCCUCGAGAGGGAGGCGAAAAAUAUGACAAGUAUUUUCAACACAGCAUCUCUCUCUUCCAGGAGACUGCAGCCUCCAAAGCCAGGGAGGAGUGUGCCAGGCAGCAGCUGCAGGACUUGCGUUUGAAGCAGGAACAGAAAGAAUGGGACAAGAAGGGAUCACGUAAACGGGAUCUUCAAGGUGAAUCUGCUGGAGAAAGAGCAAAACCAAGAAGAAUUCCAGUUCAGCCCACACACCUUAAUCCUAAUUCUGUGCCAACUAUGCUGGAGCAUCUCCCCUUGAGGGAUGGCACACCUGUUGCUCUUGACCUGUUAGAGGAAGAGGAGGAGGCAGAGAGAGUCAGUGAGCUUCACCAAAGAGAGACUCUGCUGCUGAACAUGGGUGUGGUUAACCAGGUGCGCCAGCUUCUUCAAAGUGCCAAUUACCCUACUGAACCAAUCAACCACUCACAUGAACAAGCCUACUUUCCCCCCCACUGUAGACAUGACCACAAGUUGGACUCCCUUGCGGAGAUUUCAUGGAGGCAGAAGAACCUUUACACCAUGAUGCAUCAGCAGGUGUCUACAAAAGCCAAACCCUAUCUGCAGUAUGUGCAUUCCCAUCCACUGCAAAAUAGAAAUCCCUGGCCCUCCCUGGAACAAGGGCUGCUCCAGCCGGCCCAGACUGAGCCAGGUAGUUUGAAACACUGUGCAGUGGAGGAAAUGGCAGCAUCAAAUACAGAGCGCCAGGCAUCUUCUAUUCUAACGAAGGCUGCAAGUGCUCAGCGGAUACCUUGGACAAUUAAUGGCUCUUUCACUUGGCGUCAGGGCAGUAUGAGCUCCUCUUUGGCCGAGUCAAGAGCAAGAGCGUCAAUGUUAGGAGUGCCUCCACUCAUUCCAGGGCGACUGCAGGCUGCCACAAUGUUCCAUGACCCCAAAGCUCUGUACGUCAUUUCCACCCCUGCUCCCAUUGUACCGAGGCCACACCUCUCCCACACCCUUCGCAGGGCCCCUCGCAGAGUUGCCCCACAUGAGCACGGCCACUGACACAGGACUUGUCCUUGCUCAACAUGACCAAGUGCUCAAAAGUGAAUCACAGAUGUGAAAUUUGAACUUGUGCAUUCACUACCUGUCUUCCAUACUUGAAAUUUAAAAUAUCUCUUUUUCCAUGCUCAGUUUAAAUUAAAGCCAUUUCUCAGUUUUUGUGAAUUUAGUUUUUCCUUCAAUUUGGUUACAGUUACAAGGUCUUGAAAAAUGAUUUUGGGCAAUGCAAUGGACUUGUGCUUCCUGUAAGUAACCAUGUAUGCUUUUUCCUAGUAUGCAUCCUUAGUUUAAUACAAGCUAUAAAUUAAUGACUUGAAUACAAAUGAAUGUGAACAUGCGUUCGUAUAUCCUUUUUACUUUAUACAGCAUUUGUAAGCUGAAAUGUUUUGUCUUGACUUAAAGUGUUGCACUGAGCCAAUGUGAGCUUUUAAUAAGCUCUCCUCCUGAAAUGGUGUUUUGUUUUCUAAUGCCUGAAUUUUGCCUGAUAUUAUUUACAUCCCCAAUUCCGAAAAAGUUGGGACAGAAUGAGAAAUGCUAAGGUAGUGAUUUGUAAAUUAUAUUCACCCUGUGAUAUAUUGAAAGCACUACAACUACACAUUAUAUGGUGUUUUACCUUGUGAAUUUCAUUGUUUUUUAAUGUACAGUAAUUUCAAAUCAGAUGAUUGCAACAUGCUCCAAAAAAGUUGAGAGAGUUGAGUGUUUACCACAGUGAAACAUCAACAUUUCUUCUAAAAAUAUUUAAGCAUUUGGGCACUGAAGACACAAGUUUGUUAAGUUUAGAAAGUGGAAUUUUCCCCCAUUCACAAUUGUAUGGUGUGCUUCAUAAUGCACCACAUAUUCUCAGUUGGAGAUGGUCAGGUCUGCAGGCAGGCCAAUCCAGCACCCGCACUCUCUGUUAGCCUAUUAAUAAUAAUAUCUAGGAUUUAGAUGUAGGUAAUUUAUAUUGCCUUCUUCUGACAGUUAUUUAACACAGCAAACAUCCCUUCUCUUGCUGUUUUAAAUAGCCUACAUUUUUUCUUUUUCUUGAAUGAUUAAAUGCUCUGUUCUGCCAUCAUUAUUGCUUAAUGAUUUUUGCGUAGUGUCCCAUCUGCAGCUGUCGCUUAAAGUCGCUAUUAUUCUGUUUCCAUUCCACAUCUGUAAACUCUUUUAAGGACAAUUCUCACCCACCUGUCUUUACUUCAUAGUACUGGCAUCCAAAGAUGUCUGCGGUUAGACUGGAGGAGGAAUGAGCAUGAGGCAAAUACCCAUUUGUCAGACAGGGUAUUAGACGCUAUGCUUCUAAUUCUUCGUUUGCCGAAUAGAGUGAGUAACAUAAGAAGAAAGCUUUUCUAGCAAAAACGACAAUAACGGUUUUUGGUGCCAUUCUCACUUUCUCAGCCUUUCUCCGUUUCUUCAGAACGCAAUGCUGAGGCUCUUCGCAUGCGCGGUAGUUUUGUUCGUAAUACAUGUAAUGCACAUGCAAACAAAUAUUUGUAUCGGAUUGCAAAGUUUAAGAGACAUAUAAACAGUACAUAAGGAAUCUGUAAUCGGA
Myxocyprinus asiaticus (Chinese sucker) is the source of this 3817-nucleotide messenger RNA. Its product is annotated as tubulin polyglutamylase ttll6-like. Gene Ontology annotation, cellular component: cilium. Bases 232 to 2289 code for a protein of 685 amino acids. The record is from RefSeq and is a predicted model, not a curated record. Gene Ontology annotation, biological process: microtubule cytoskeleton organization; protein polyglutamylation. The transcript is spliced from 14 exons. Gene Ontology annotation, molecular function: tubulin binding; tubulin-glutamic acid ligase activity. NCBI's taxonomy places the organism in Eukaryota, Metazoa, Chordata, Actinopteri, Cypriniformes, Catostomidae.